Molecule: messenger RNA, 2998 nt
Organism: Chlamydomonas reinhardtii
Lineage: Eukaryota; Viridiplantae; Chlorophyta; Chlorophyceae; Chlamydomonadales; Chlamydomonadaceae
Exons: 7
Coding region: 147-1550 (467 amino acids)
Source: RefSeq, a predicted model, not a curated record
UAACUUCUUCAUGUCACCUCUGGCGCGGCGCUGUGUCCAUAACAAUAUAGUGGAAUUCGAUCACCUUGCUCACCAGCAGAACGUCGCUGUGAUGUACCUCAGUAGUAGUAACAAAGCUUGACUGACUAGCAGCAUCCGCAUCGGAAAUGGAGGAGGGGGAUAAGCCUGAAGCGGUUGCGCAAGCUUCGGCUCUGGGCCCUGAGGCUUCUCCAGCAGCACCAGCAGCGCCCUCUGCUGCUGCACCCGACCAGCAUCGCCGUGAGGCGCUGCGUAAAGCGGGCGCAGACUAUUUGGAGAAGGCGCUUGCCCAGUCGCGGCGGAAUCCCGCGGACCACUUCGCUCCUGUGGAUGCUCCUCUCGCGCCAUCUGCAAGCGUGCCUCGACCGUCGCCUACGGCGUCAUCUCGAGGGCGCAGGGGCAAACAGCCACAGGCUCUGGACCCGGAUGUCGCUGCAUUCGGCCAGGUUUUCGAGAGCACAAAGCUCUACGUGUACAUGGGGCUCUACCUCGCGUGUCAGGGAGCAAUCUACGUGCUCAUCAAGGGCUCGCUGACGACCAUGAAGACGCCGGGCCUGAUGUCGUUCCUGCACCUCUCCUCGGCCUCGUUGUCGUUCUGGCUGUCCAGCACCUACGACGUGUUUGACACGCGUGCGGUGCUGGAGGCGCCCCUGCGAUGCCUGCGUGGCAUCAGCGUGCGAGCCACGCUGUACGGGCUGCAGAUGCUGCUGCUGUACAGCUCGCUGCUUCACUCGUCCGUGUACAUGAUUCUGAGCUGGGCCGCGUCCGUACCGCUGCUCAUCGACGCCGGGCUUAGCCUGGUCACCGGCAAGCGCUCGCGGCUGCUGGCGCCGCACAUAGUGCCGCUCGUGGCGGCGGCAGCGGGCGCGACGGUGCUGGAGGUGGUGCUGGACGGCACUCUCAGCUGGCUGAGCCUGGUGAUGCUGCUGCUCUGGAGCGCCACCAAGGCGGCGGAGACGCUGUGGCGACUGCUCAAGGAGGACCCCUCGCUGGGGGGCAGGCUGCCGGGAGGAGACUUUGGCUCACUGGCGGGCGCGGUGCGGUCCGUGGCUGAGGCGGAGGAGGGCCUGAACGCGCCCGCGGUGGCGCUGCUGGUGAACGCGGUGCCGGCGCUGCCGGUGCUGGUGGCGGGAUUCAUCGGCCAGGAGGGGCGCGAGAUAGUGGACCACGAGCUGUCGGUGCCGGCGGUGAAGCUGAUGCUGCUGUCGUGUGUGGCGCACGUGGGCAUCACCUGGAGCCAGCUGCUGCUACACGACCGCCUCAGUGGCACGGCCAAGGCGGCGCUGCGCUGGGGCGCGCUGCUGGGGGCCGUGGCGUUUAACUUCGCGGAGAAGACGGCGGGCGCGACGCUGUGGACGGCGCUGUGCGCAGUGGUGGCGUUGGGCGCGUCCGCGGGCGCCUCACUGCAGCGGCACACGGGCUCGGAGGCGCGGCAGAUGCGGCCCUUCGACGGCCUGGCGGUGGGAGGCGGCGGCGGUGGCGGGGGCGGCGCCAUCGAUGACGAUGACGACAAGGACCCCGAGAGCGGGUGAUGGCUUUGUUGAUGGGGGUCGUAUGGGUGGUUGCGGUUGCAUCGGUGUGGCUUAGGUGGCCUAGGCGGGCGUGGUGUGAAAUGGGAUGCGCGUAGUGCUCGGUGAACUGAUGGCGUCACGCCGCGCGCGGGAUGGGUGAUGGGCAGGCCGCCGCAGGACGCGUGCGAGGGCGUCGUGUCGCCGGCACUGCGGUGGCAUGCGGUGUUGACACGUGCAAUGGUGCCGUCAGGCGGCACGGCUGAGGAGCGCCAACAGCGCCAGUCUGUUCACGAGUGAUUACCGGUAGAUGAGAUAUUGUGGUCCCUUGUAAAGUAGGCAUAACUACGAAGCUACGGUGCUAGCUAAUAUCUGUCGAAUCCAGGUGUUCCCUUGGUGUAUUUCGGCAGGCGCGAUUUGCCAUUGCCUGGAGGCUUUCAGACAAGCUUGCUUGCCAUCUACAGCAACCGCUGCUGUAUCACCGGGUGCAGCGGGGCACCCAGUGCUGGCAAACGCGGGCACCGGCCCCGCAGACCCCUGGCUGCGGCAAGUCUUGCUGGGUGUUCGUGGCAUGGCGCAUCUCCGGUGUCUGGCCAGGCCGCCAGGGUGCAGCAGGCGCUGGGUACACUCAGGGGCGUCUGUGCGGCGGCUGUUUGGAUGCGAAUGUGCCUUGCCGGCUGCACUGUGACCUGGUGUUUUACUCGGCGGCGGCGCAGGGCCUGGCGGCGGCGGCAGCGGCCCUGGGCCCAGUCGUGGCGGCGUGUUGGAGCGUAGUGGAGGGGCCAGGCAAGGCGACGUGGAGUUGUGUGAUGGGACAGGGUUUAGGCAGGUUGGCGAGGUCCCGUAGUGUGCAGCUGACGCCCAUACCCCAAGCAGACAGCAGACAGUUUGCAGCGGCAGAGCAGAAGUGCAUGGCUGGUCGAACGCCGGAGUUACUGUACCGACAAGUUGCUGGCUGGCUGGAAAUUUGCUGAUGCGCAUUCCUCACGCUCCGGGCGCCCGGCCAGGCGAUAGCCCACACAAACACACCGCAACGCCACACUCGCUCGCGAUGCAGAGCCGCAGCGCACCUGCAGGAAGAUGACCAGCGUCCACGGAUGAGCACCAGAGGCAACCUUGGCGGGCAAUCGAAUGCGAUUGCGAGACAAACACAACCGGAGUGUGAGGAAGCGCCGCGGGUUGGCAUUGGGAGUGUCGCGGCUGAAGUUCGGGAAGGCGACGUGGAGUUGAGCAGUAGAGCACGGUGCUGCCCAAGAAGCGGCGGCAGUGCGCAUGUUGAGGCCCGGCCGGUGUCUGGUGAGCGGUCUUUGCUGGCGAGCAUAGCAUGGCACGGUGUGUGGUAGACAACCCAAACAGCCACUGGUUGCCUGCUGUGCUUGUGCUUGACAGCGGGACGUGAGGAUGCCUGGCUGGCGGCAAGGCUGGCGGUGGCGAACGUCGGCGCGGUGCUGUGCGUGCGGAUAGGUGGGAGG